This is a messenger RNA of Misgurnus anguillicaudatus (oriental weatherfish), 915 nucleotides long. It is a transcript of the gene csrp1b, whose product is annotated as cysteine and glycine-rich protein 1b. Lineage: Eukaryota; Metazoa; Chordata; Actinopteri; Cypriniformes; Cobitidae. Gene Ontology annotation, molecular function: structural constituent of muscle; actinin binding. Gene Ontology annotation, biological process: sarcomere organization; muscle tissue development. The record is from RefSeq and is a predicted model, not a curated record. Gene Ontology annotation, cellular component: nucleus; Z disc; cytoplasm.
AAGCCACAUCAAUCUCUCUCUCUCUCUCUCUCUCUCUCUCUCUCUCUCCUCCCACUUUCCAUCCCUUUAUCAUCCCAUCCUCUCUGGACUCUGGCUCUUCUGAACACUCUCUGAUCUUAUAGUGGACCGGCACACAUCCAAUAUCAAAGCAGAAUGCCACUUGGAGGAGGAAACAAAUGCGGAUGCUGUAAGAAGACGGUGUAUUUUGCAGAAGAGGUCCAGUGUGAGGGACAAAGCUUCCACAAGUUUUGUUUCCUGUGCAUGGUGUGCAAAAAGAAUUUGGACAGCACGACCGUAGCCGUACAUCAGGAUGAGAUCUACUGCAAGUCCUGCUAUGGCAAGAAAUAUGGGCCGAAAGGAUAUGGAUUCGGUGGAGGAGCAGGAACCCUGAGCAUGGACACGGGUGAGGCCCUGGGCAUCAAACCGGCAGGACAAACACCCCAUCAUCCGACCAACAACCCCAAUCCAUCAAAGCUUGCUCAGAAGCUCGGGGGCACGGACGUUUGUCCUCGCUGCGGGAAAGCCGUGUACGCCGCAGAGAAGGUGAUUGGAGGAGGAAACUCAUGGCAUAAGAGUUGCUUCAGAUGUGCAAAGUGUGGAAAGAGUCUGGAGUCGACCACGCUAGCAGAUAAAGAUGGAGAGAUCUUCUGUAAAGCGUGCUAUGCCAAGAACUUUGGACCAAAAGGCUUCGGGUUUGGACAGGGAGCCGGUGCUCUCGCACAUGCCCAGUAAAGCUACAGUAAAAAUGACAGCUGAGGGGAUGAGGAAAACCUGCAAACCUCCCAAUGUUUGAUUGUAUUAUUUGCAUAAGUACUUAUUUACAUUUAUUGUUUUAGCUCAAUACUAAGAACCAGUUAUAUUCAUUUCAAAAUAUAUUCAUGCAUGAUAAUAAUAAACUGGGCUUUUUUCACUUUA